AUAGUAACAUUAUUUUUUUUUCAAUUACACAGACAUCACUACAUCUCUUAUCAUUAGUUUUCCGAAAAUUCCUUUUCCACUUUGCCUCUGUUCGGUUGUUUCUUCAACGUGGCAUGGCCUGCAGGGAAAGCUAAAAUGAUAUGACAAACAUCUGUGAUCAUAAUAAUAAUAAUUUUAGCAAAAAAAAAAUUGUAACAAGUUCAGUUGUCUGUGGCAUGUCGGUGAUGAUAUGGACGAAGUUCCAGGGGCUUUAGGGACAAGUGCUAGUUUGGCUUUGAGAUUAGGACAGUCUCUAUUCUCUGUUGCUUCACUUCUUUUCAUGUGUUUGGAUGUUGCUUUCUAUAGCUACACUUCUUUCUGCUUUUUGGUGACGGUGAUGGGUUUGGUUAUAUCAUGGAGCUUGACACUAGCGAUGGUGGAUGCAUUCUCAGUUUUUAUUAAACGCCCAUCUCGUCAACCCCGGAUAAUCUCAGUAGUUGUAUUAGGAGAUUGGGUCCUUUCAUUUCUGUCACUAGCUGCAUCAUGCUCAACGGCUAGUGCGGCUGACCUCCUGAUUCAUUCUGGUAGCCCGUUCUGCGAUGGGAAUUUAUGCAGCCGAUAUCAACUCUCUGCUGCCAUGGCUUUCUUGUCUUGGUUUCUGUCAUUGGCGUCUUCCCUGUUCAAUCUUUGGCUUCUCCCCAACUUAUAGUAUUAACCUUGAGGAAAUUCGGGUGGCUUUGUAUAUGGCACAACUUGCAUAUAGUCUUUCGGAGUUCAUACUCAAUUGUAGAUGACACACAGAGUUUGGAAUAAAAAGAUGAAAUGUUAUAGAAGGAAAGUAA
Messenger RNA from Nicotiana attenuata, 821 nucleotides. Its product is annotated as CASP-like protein ARALYDRAFT_485429. Gene Ontology annotation, cellular component: membrane. The record is from RefSeq and is a predicted model, not a curated record. Bases 230 to 688 code for a protein of 152 amino acids. NCBI's taxonomy places the organism in Eukaryota, Viridiplantae, Streptophyta, Magnoliopsida, Solanales, Solanaceae. The transcript has 3 exons.